AUGAAAGUGACAAGCGUUGUCGAGCUUCCAGUAAAUUUCAGUGAUGAAACCGAAUACGUGAACGGGCUGCUUCAAUUUAUAAACACGUAUGCAUGGCUAUGGAGGCCUAGGAAUGGUGCAAACUUUGUAGUCCAACAAUUCUGGGAACGACAUUUCUCGAAGGACUGGAGGGUGUUGGAUGAUGGCGAUCUGGCUGUGGAGUUGAAGGAUUUGGUAGCUAUGGCUAAUGGGACUUAUUUUAAGGACGAGUGGCCUGAAUCGUUGAAAGCCUUUGUACGAGGGACAUUUCAUUUGGCUCUACCAAGACAACCUCGUGAUCUACCAACUCCUACUGUAAAGCUAAAGCACGGAACGACCAACAUGAAGGACAAGAAACGGUCCGAGAUUGAGAUUCUUGGAUCAAUUAUCCAUGACCUAGCUUCUAAACAUGAUAUUCACCAUGUACUGGAUGCUGGAAGUGGACAAGGGUAUCUGGAUUUGCUUCUAGCUCAUAAGUUUGGAUACGAUGUGGUAGCUGUAGAUGAUAAUCCUAUACAGCAUGAAGGAGCGCUACGACGGAAUGAGAAUUCUGCCUCGACGAGUAAUAAUACGACGUCAGGUAGUCUGACGUUUGUAAACCAUCGCAUAACGGCAAAGGACACCAUGUCAGAUAUAAUACCUGCAGAAUCACAAAACGAGCAGCCGUUAUUGCUAUGUGGGUUACACGCAUGUGGUGAUCUGUCACCACAGCUAAUACGUCUCUUUGCUGCAUCAAAGGAAUCUAAAGCACUUGGUCUGGUUGGGUGCUGUUAUAAUCUGCUCACAGAGCCAGAAUCUAAUGAACAUGUAGCAUCUUGUGGAUUCCCAUUAUCUAGCAUUCUUAUACAACAGAGCUUUCAACUCGGAUACGAUACACGGAAUCUCGCAUGCCAAGCAACAGCACGUUGGAAUGAGGAAACAGAAUUUAAUUUCCCUCGUUUGUUUUAUCGAGCACUACUACAAGCGGUGCUAGUAGAUUUCAAACUUGUCGAGAAUGGCGAUGAGGUCGUUAUAGGUCGUUUUCGGAAGAAAGUCACCUCGCAGGGGUUUGUAGUAUAUGCUAGAGCGGCAUUGAAUCGUUUGAAAAUAGAUGAUUCUCGCGUAUCUGAUGCUGUGCUGGAGGAGUAUGUGGAGAGGUAUAAGAGGGACGCAAAACAGUUUGCGAUUGUGUGGACGUUGAGAGCAAUGAUGGCCGGAGUUUUAGAGUCCUUGAUAUUGAUGGAUCGGUUUAUGUUUGUGUCUGAGGAGGCUAGACGGGUGUGUACAGGGUUGGAGGAAAUUCAUGUUGAGAUGUAUCCGAUCUUUGAUGUGGUUGAUUCACCUAGAAAUAUGAUCAUCACAGCUUGCAAGGGAAACCCCCUUUAUAGAAACCUCAUGUAA
Messenger RNA from Synchytrium microbalum, 1398 nucleotides. RefSeq lists its product as uncharacterized. Bases 1 to 1398 code for a protein of 465 amino acids. The transcript is spliced from 3 exons. Lineage: Eukaryota; Fungi; Chytridiomycota; Chytridiomycetes; Synchytriales; Synchytriaceae. The record is from RefSeq and is a predicted model, not a curated record.